AUGCCUCCCGCGCAAAACCUCAAGCACCGGGUCUUCACGUGCCUGACGAAGCUCUCCGACCGCGACACUCACUCUCUCGCAGCUUCGGAGCUCGAGUCCAUCGCCCGGACCCUCGAACUGAGCUCCGUACCCGUUUUCCUUACCUGCAUCCAAUCCACCGACGCCUCCGACAAGUCUCCGGUUCGCAAGCAAUGCGUCCACCUCAUCACCGUCCUCUCCGAAUCUCACGGUGAUUCUCUGUCGCCGCAUCUCUCCAAAAUGCUCAACAACAUCACGAAGCGGCUCCGCGACCCGGACUCCGCCGUCCGAUCCGCCUGCCAAAACGCCGUCGCUUCGCUCUCCUGCCACGUCACCAAGCCUCCGUUCAGCUCGUUUUUGAAGCCCUUAACUGACGCGCUGUUCACGGAGCAGGACCCGAACUCGCAGAUCGGGUCGGCACUCUGCCUGGCCUCAGGCAUUGACGCCGCGCCCGACCCGGAGCCGGCGAAGCUGGCGAGGCUGUUGCCGAGGCUUGAGAGGCUGAUAAAGUACGACGGGUUUAAGGCGAAACCGGCGGUGCUGACGCUAAUCGGAUCGGUGAUCGGGUCGGGCGGGGCGUCGGGUCAGGGAGCUUUGAAGAGUUUGGUUCCUUGCCUUGUGGGGUUCUUGAGCAGCGAGGACUGGGCAGCAAGGAAGGCCGCGGCGGAAGCGCUGGCCAAGUUGGCGGUUGUGGAGAGAGACACGCUGUCUGAGUUCAAAGCUGGGUCUUUGAGAACGUUCGAGAAUCGGAAAUUCGAUAAGGUGAAAGGUGUUAGGGAGGUUAUGAAUCAGAUGGUGGAGGUCUGGAAGCAGAUUCCUGAUCUCUCUGAUGAGGCUUCGCCGCCGCCUCCUUCGAAUGCUUCUUCCAAAGAGAAUGCAAGUGAUGGAUACCACCCGGCUGUGUCCAGAAACUGCGAUGCUCCUGGUUCUGAAGCUCCUAAAUUGAAGAAGAAACCUAUCCCGGCUCGCAGAUCAACUCCACCUGAUAGUUCUUAUGCUACCACUGCUAGGAAGAGAAGCCCUUUGAAGAGCAAUGACAAGAAAAAGAAUCCAGGAAUGUUUCGAAAGACAGACCAUAAGAAGCCUUCAGAUUGGGACGUUGAGGUUGCUGCUCUUAGUGCUCCUUCAUCGGCUGGGGCUUUUGAUGAUGGUUUUAAGGAGAGGGAUGAGGAAAGAAGGAUCAAUGGCAACACUAGAUUUUCGAAGCCAGAAACAAAACGGGCCUUAUUCCAUAAGAGUUCUGAUAGCAAAGUGCACAAAUUUGGGGGUUCAAGGUCAGGAUCUCGUGUGGCUCCCUGUCAAGAGGAUACCCCAGAUUCUACAGUUAUAGUCAGUAAUGUUACUGAGGAUAUCCAUAAGAAUCACAGAGAAUGUGAGGAUUUAUCCCUGAUCCGCAGUCAACUUGUUCAGAUUGAAAAGCAGCAAUCCAGUUUACUUGAUCUCGUGCAGAGAUUCAUGGGUAGUUCGCAAAAUGGAAUGCGCUCUUUGGAGACACGUGUGCAUGGGCUAGAGCUAGCACUGGAUGAGAUCUCAUAUGAUUUGGCUUUGUCAAGUGGAAGGAUGACCAAAAUUGACUCACGGAGCAGAACAUGUUGCCUUCUACCUGGUCGUGAUUUUUGGAGCUCCAAGUUCUGGAGGAAAACAGAAAGCAGGUACUCAUCCUCAAGGUUUCCUAAUUCCAAGGGCAUUGCACCAGCAGCAGCCAUGCGCUACAGAUCUGAUGACAAUGGCAAUGCUGAAACAUUGAUGUUGGAGAACCUUAGGUCUCGGCUCCGAGAUCAGAGUGGGUUCAUUGUAAAUCCGUUGGCAGAGAUUCAGAGUGGCUCGAGGGGUAUAUCAGCCAGUUGA
This is a messenger RNA of Prunus armeniaca (apricot), 1866 nucleotides long. NCBI's taxonomy places the organism in Eukaryota, Viridiplantae, Streptophyta, Magnoliopsida, Rosales, Rosaceae. The record is from the annotation of a GenBank genome assembly.